Molecule: messenger RNA, 2022 nt
Organism: Nicotiana tabacum (common tobacco)
Lineage: Eukaryota; Viridiplantae; Streptophyta; Magnoliopsida; Solanales; Solanaceae
Biological process (GO): N-acetylglucosamine metabolic process
Cellular component (GO): membrane
Molecular function (GO): beta-1,4-mannosylglycoprotein 4-beta-N-acetylglucosaminyltransferase activity
Source: RefSeq, a predicted model, not a curated record
AGAAGUGGGGUAGAAGACAAGAGAAACGGCUUCCUUCAAAUCUUCUUUACAACUGCCCACCCCAUAAAAACACUUCACCCUUUCUGGCCUAUAUUUUUGUCUCCUAAUUUCAUUCUUCCGCAAAUUCCUCCCUAUUUUUACUUUUAUUAUUAUAUCUUUUUUAUUUUUACUAUUAUUCUUCAACUCAUUCUUUCAGGGUCACUACUAUUUUCAAGGGCUUGAAAAUAAUCUAGUUUUUUAUAUUUUUGGUUGCUCUACUUAUAAAUCUUUCCACUUUUUUCUGAGUCGGAACUAGGUGGUAUCAACUAUUUGGUUGAUUGAUUUGCAGGUUGCAUUACAAGUGGAAUUGUUGGUUGAUUUGGCGUUUGAUCUGUAAAUUGAAGGGGGUUAGAUAGAAAUACAGUUAGAGAAAAGGAGAAAGAUGUGGGGUAUCACUAGAUUUUGGGAGAAAGUUUAUAUCUUGUCUGAAGGGGAAUCUGGGUAUUGUUCUAAGAAGAAGGAUGAUAUUUGUUAUGAGGACGCUGGUCGAGCCUUGAGCAUGACGAGAUUAAAAUGCAUCCUUCGUGGCUUGGACCUGAAAACAUAUAUCUUUCUUUUUGUGUUGAUGCCAACUAGUAUCUUUGGUAUAUAUGUUCAUGGACAGAAAAUCACUUACUUCCUACGGCCUUUGUGGGAAAAGCCGCCAAAGCCUUUCCAUGAAAUGCCUCACUAUUAUCAUGAGAAUGUGUCAAUGGAGAAUCUCUGUAAACUUCAUGGGUGGGGAAUUCGUGAGUACCCUAGGCGUGUCUUUGAUGCAGUGUUGUUUAGUAAUGAGGUGGAGAUGCUUACCAUACGGUGGAAGGAGUUAUACCCUUAUAUAACAGAGUUUGUUUUGCUUGAAUCAAAUUCAACAUUCACCGGAUUGCCAAAGCCUUCGUACUUUGCUAAUCACAGAGAUCAGUUUGACUUUGUGGAAUCAAGACUGACAUAUGGACAAAUCCCGGGGAGAUUUAGGAAAGGAGAGAAUCCUUUUGUUGAGGAAGCUUAUCAGAGACUUGCAUUGGAUUAUCUCCUCAAACAAGCUGGUAUUCAGGAUGAUGAUUUGCUGAUAAUGUCGGAUGUUGAUGAGAUACCUAGUAGACAUACCAUCAAUCUCUUGAGGUGGUGCGAUGACAUACCUGCAGUUCUUCAUCUUCGGUUGAAGAACUAUCUCUACUCUUUUGAAUUCCUUGUCGAUAACAAUAGCUGGAGAGCUUCUGUACACAGAUACCAAUCUGGUAAGACGAGGUAUGCUCAUUUUCGACAGUCAGAUAUCAUCUUGGCGGAUGCAGGGUGGCAUUGUAGCUUUUGUUUCCGCCUCAUAAGUGAGUUUAUAUUCAAGAUGAAAGCCUACAGCCAUUUUGACAGGGUCAGAUUUUCUCAUUUUCUGAAUCCAAAGAGAGUGCAAAAGGUAAUUUGCGAAGGGGCUGAUUUAUUUGAUAUGCUACCGGAGGAGUACACUUUCAGAGAGAUCAUAGGCAAAAUGGGACCUAUUCUGCACUCCUACUCAGCCGUUCACCUUCCAGCUUUUCUUUUGGAAAAUGCAGAUCGAUAUAAGUUUCUAUUGCCCGGUAAUUGCAUGAGAGAAAGUGGCUGAUCUGGGAAGGUUAAGUUCUUUUUUUCUUUUUUGUAAAUGUCGAGGGUGCAGUUUCGCAUUGCUCCUUGUGAAGCCCAUAUUGAGGAUUCUGCAAGAUGUCCAACAAUUAUGUCUCCUACAAACUAUUUUGAAUGUUUGGAUGAGUACUCAGAUUUGGGGAGUGAAGGGUUGUUUUGUAUAUACUUCUUAGAGAAGAUCUUUUCAGGAUCCGGCAUGUCUGUUCGACAAAUGGGGAGGGAGCUGCUAUUAGUUUAAAGUUGUGCAUAACUCUAUAUUCCAUAGUGUACACCAUUUCUGAUUAUGCUCCCAGAUAAUAUUUCACAUUUUUUGGGCUUUUCCUCAUGUUGGGAAAUUUUUGGAUAGGGACUAAUUUAUUCAUAUGUAUUCUUGUGUUGCAUUUUCUCUGA